UUACUUUUAUUUCUAACCAAAAAAUUUAAUUCAAACUAUAAUUAUGUUAGAUAGUUUAGAAAUUAUUUUAUGUAAAAGCGUGAGUGAUAAUAAUGAAAGUCAAGAAGAAUAUAUUCAAUAUUUACAAUCUGCUGGAUAUAGUUGUUAUGUUCUACCAACCUUAUGUUUUGAAUUUGUCAAUCUAGAAGAUUUACAGAACCGCUUAUCAAAGCCUUAUUUAUAUUCGGGUCUUAUUUUAACUAGUGCAAGAUCUGUCGAAGCUAUUAAAAAUGCUACUAAACAAAAUAUCCCUGACACAUGGAAAAAAUUACCUGCUUACUGUGUUGGACCAACAACGGAAUCUUUAGCAAGAAGCAAUUUAAAAUUAGAAGCUUGUGAAGGUUCACAUUGCGGCAACUCAAAAAAUCUUGCAGAAUAUAUUAUUAAACAACCAGAUGAAAAAACUGAUAAGCCUUUAUUAUAUCCUUGCAGUGUUAUUGCAAGAGAUACUUUAGAUAAAAUUUUAAUUAGUAAUAAUAUAAAACUAGAAAAAAUUAUUGUAUAUAAAACUCUACCAUCACAAACUCUGAGAAGUGAUUUAAAACGACUCAUUAAGCCUAUGAAUCAAAUAUUUGUGUUUUUUAGUCCAUCGACUGUGGAAUAUUUAUUAAAUGCAGCUAAAGAAAGUUCUAUUUCAUUAACAAGUAUAAAAUCGGUAGCUAUUGGACCAGUAACAGGAGAAGCAUUGACUGAAGCAGGACUUACAGUUUUUGCUAUUGCUGAAAAACCAGAACCUUGUGCGUUACUAGAAGCUGUAAAAAAAGUUGAAAUAAAAAUGAAUGACUGAAA
This is a messenger RNA of Chelonus insularis, 828 nucleotides long. It is a transcript of the gene Uros1, whose product is annotated as Uroporphyrinogen III synthase 1. Gene Ontology annotation, cellular component: cytosol. Gene Ontology annotation, molecular function: uroporphyrinogen-III synthase activity. NCBI's taxonomy places the organism in Eukaryota, Metazoa, Arthropoda, Insecta, Hymenoptera, Braconidae. Bases 44 to 826 code for a protein of 260 amino acids. The transcript is spliced from 2 exons. The record is from RefSeq and is a predicted model, not a curated record. Gene Ontology annotation, biological process: uroporphyrinogen III biosynthetic process.